Molecule: messenger RNA, 420 nt
Organism: Lotus japonicus
Lineage: Eukaryota; Viridiplantae; Streptophyta; Magnoliopsida; Fabales; Fabaceae
Product: histone H3.3-like
Exons: 1
Coding region: 10-420 (136 amino acids)
Cellular component (GO): nucleosome
Molecular function (GO): DNA binding; protein heterodimerization activity; structural constituent of chromatin
Source: RefSeq, a predicted model, not a curated record
CUCUCUCUCAUGGCUCGUACAAAGCAAACCGCUCGCAAGUCCACCGGCGGAAAGGCACCGAGGAAGACGCUCGCCACCAAGGCAGCACGGAAAUCCACUCCGACAACCGGCGGAGUCAAGAAGCCUCAUCGCUAUCGCCCUGGAACCGUUGCUCUUCGUGAGAUCAGGAAAUACCAAAAGAGCACUGAUCUUCUCAUCCGCAAGCUUCCAUUCCAGCGUCUUGUUCGUGAGAUUGCGCAGGAUUUCAAGACUGAUCUGAGGUUCCAGAGCCAUGCUGUUCUUGCUCUUCAGGAAGCCGCUGAGGCGUAUCUGGUGGGUUUGUUCGAGGAUACCAACCUGUGUGCCAUUCAUGCCAAGAGGGUCACCAUCAUGCCCAAGGAUGUUCAACUUGCCCGCCGUAUCCGUGGUGAACGUGCUUAG